AUGGAAGACAAAUCUAAUUCGUUCUCCAGCAACAAGGAGGAGAAGGCGGAUGGGAAUAAUGUUUUUCAGAGGCAAGACUCGAUACAGAAAAAUAACACGGGGAGCCAGAAUAUGAAGGACCAUGGCAACUCAGUGGGCUUCAAGGGGGAGCGGGAAGAGGCCAUGGUCGGUUUUGACGAUAUAGAGGGGGCGUCCAGGCAAUAUGGUUUUAUGCAGAGGCAAUUUGGGGCCAUGAUGCAGCCCGGAGUCAAUAAGUUCUCCUUGCGUAUGUUCGGCAGUCAGAAAGCCGUGGAGAAAGAGCAAGAGAGGGUUCAAACGGCCGGAUACUGGAUCAUUCAUCCAUAUAGCGAUUUUAGGUUCUACUGGGACUUGAUAAUGCUCAUCAUGAUGAUGGGGAAUCUAAUCAUCAUUCCUGUGGGAAUAACCUUCUUCUCAGAGCAGACUACCACCACCUGGCUGGUCUUCAAUGUGGCCUCGGACACCAUCUUCCUGGUGGACCUGGUCAUGAACUUCAGGACGGGGAUCGUCAACGAGGAGAGCUCCGAGAUCAUCCUCGACCCCAAGGUCAUCAAGAUGAACUACCUGAAGAGCUGGUUCGUUGUGGACUUCCUCUCCUCCAUUCCAGUGGAUUAUAUCUUUUUAAUAGUGGAGAAAGGCUUUGACUCAGAGGUAUAUAAAACAGCCCGUGCCCUGCGAAUCGUCCGCUUCACCAAGAUCCUCAGUCUACUGCGUCUGCUAAGACUGUCCCGGCUCAUCAGAUACAUACAUCAGUGGGAGGAGAUUUUCCAUAUGACCUAUGACCUGGCUAGUGCAGUGGUAAGAAUAUUUAAUUUGAUAGGGAUGAUGCUGCUUCUGUGUCACUGGGAUGGCUGUCUCCAGUACCUGGUGCCUCUCCUCCAGGACUUCCCCCCUGACUGUUGGGUGUCCCUAAACGGUAUGGUUAAUGUUUCCUGGGGUAAGCAGUACUCUUAUGCCCUCUUCAAAGCCAUGAGCCACAUGCUGUGCAUCGGGUAUGGCGCCCGGGCACCCGUCAGCAUGUCUGACCUGUGGAUCACCAUGCUGAGUAUGAUUGUAGGCGCCACGUGCUACGCCAUGUUUGUGGGCCACGCUACAGCUCUAAUCCAAUCACUGGACUCCUCACGCAGGCAAUACCAAGAGAAGUACAAGCAAGUGGAGCAAUACAUGUCCUUCCACAAGCUUCCAGCAGACAUGCGACAGAAAAUUCACGACUACUACGAACAUCGCUACCAAGGCAAGAUCUUUGAUGAGGACAACAUCCUGAGUGAACUCAACGACCCGCUCAAAGAGGAAAUUGUCAACUUCAAUUGCCGUAAGCUUGUGGCCACCAUGCCUCUGUUCGCCAACGCAGACCCCAACUUUGUGACAGGGAUGCUGAGCAAGUUGAAGUUUGAGGUCUUUCAACCCAAUGACUACAUCAUCCGAGAAGGCACAGUCGGGAAAAAGAUGUAUUUCAUUCAACAUGGUGUCGCGAGUGUCAUCACCAAGUUCAAUAAGGAGAUGAAGCUGACUGAUGGAUCCUAUUUUGGAGAGAUCUGUCUGCUCACCAAGGGCAGACGAACAGCGAGUGUGCGUGCAGACACCUACUGUCGACUCUUCUCUCUCUCUGUUGACCAUUUCAAUGAGGUGCUAGAAGAGUACCCCAUGAUGCGACGUGCUUUUGAAACUGUUGCCAUUGACCGAUUGGACCGCAUAGGGAAGAAGAACUCCUUGCUGCUGCAGAAGUUCCAGAAGGAUCUGAACGCCGGCGUUUUCAACACACAGGAGAACGAGAUAUUGAAGCAGAUUAUCCGCCAGGACAGGGAGAUGGUGAUGAUGGUGGACCGCAAACAGUCAGUCACCGGGAUGAACUCAACACCAAUGUCCGGAAACUCCAUCAUUAACUCACCAGCCCAAGCACCCUUUUCCACUGCCUUCGGCACCAGUCAGCUCCAACAGUCCUCUGUACCCCUGACCUACAGUGCUUCAGCUAUUGCCAAUGCCUCUGCCGCCCGCAUGCUGCCAGCCGCUGCCGCAGCAGCUGCUGCAGCACAGGGGAUGUACCCUGCUCCCAGUGUUUCCCAUGGCAACCUGAAUUCUUCCUCAACCAACCCACAGACCCCACUCCAGCAGCAGGGAGCAAUCAUGUCGCCCUGCUCCUUCACGGCUGCCAUGUGUAGUCCGCCCGUGCAGACCCCUCUGGCUAGUCGGAGCUUCCAGUACGGCUCGCCCACAGCCUCCCAGCUGUCACUUAUCCAGCAGCCCAUUGCCCAACCAUCUCUAUCCACACAGCAACAGCUUGCUCAGCAGCCUGCUGCGUCAACUGCAGCUGCAACCUCUGCAACACAGCAGCAGCAGCAGCAGCAACCGUCACCUCAGCAGCAGCAGGUCCCUUCACCUCAGCGGGGAGACAUCCACAAGAGCACACAGGCUCUUCAGUCAGGCAGCUUGAGUCGAGAUGUCCGACACCUAUCGGCCUCCCAACCAUCACUGCCACACGACACAUCUCUGGGGCCCAGAGCACACCCAGCCUCAGGAGACUCUCUGGCCUCCAUCGUGCCACCAACGGCAGCAGCGAUCCAGGGAAUGAGUCUGCAGAGUGGCAUCCGCACCACAGUGCCCCAGCGGGUCAAUUUAUUCCGGCAGAUGUCGUCAGGAGCUUUGCCCCCGGUUCGCUCAGCCACAGCAGCCGCGGCAGCGGCGGCAGUGGCAGCAGCAUCCUCAUCCUCAUCCUCUACCCAGCACAGGGAAUCCCCUGGAUCUAGGAGAGAUUCUGUCCUGAGCAGUACAGAGACUGAGCAAGACAAAAUGCGUUUUGCAUCAAAUUUAUGA
Molecule: messenger RNA, 2829 nt
Organism: Toxotes jaculatrix (banded archerfish)
Lineage: Eukaryota; Metazoa; Chordata; Actinopteri; Toxotidae
Gene: hcn1
Product: potassium/sodium hyperpolarization-activated cyclic nucleotide-gated channel 1
Exons: 8
Coding region: 1-2829 (942 amino acids)
Biological process (GO): transmembrane transport; potassium ion transport
Cellular component (GO): membrane
Molecular function (GO): voltage-gated potassium channel activity
Source: RefSeq, a predicted model, not a curated record